This is a messenger RNA of Lathyrus oleraceus (garden pea), 704 nucleotides long. RefSeq lists its product as uncharacterized. The transcript is spliced from 5 exons. Lineage: Eukaryota; Viridiplantae; Streptophyta; Magnoliopsida; Fabales; Fabaceae. The record is from RefSeq and is a predicted model, not a curated record. Gene Ontology annotation, cellular component: cytosol. Gene Ontology annotation, molecular function: ATP binding; nucleic acid binding; RNA helicase activity. Bases 286 to 660 code for a protein of 124 amino acids.
UCACCGUCGCUCUUUCCGCUCCCCCACCUGCUCCAUCGUCUCUCUUUCCGGUCGUUCACUGCUCCGUCGCGGCUCUUCCCGGUCAUCCACUUCCUCCAUCGUUCCAGUUCCCGGCGGCCACUUCUCUCCGCUAUUAUCCGCGAUUAACUAUUUAUCUCAGUGUGAUACGUACCUUCUAAACUCUUAAGGGUUUAUUGUAAUCUACGACUAUAUAGGUUAGAAACUGAGAAUGGAGGAAGAGAAUCAAGAAGUGAAAUCAUUUAAUGAUCUAGGCUUAUCUGAGCAAUGGUGGAAGCUUGUGACAAAUUGGGUUGGAAAGCACCGCUAAAAAUUCAAAUUGAAGCAAUUCCUCUUGCUCUAGAAGGAAAAGAUGUGAUUGGACUUGCCCAAACGGGUUCUGGUAAGACUGGGGCUUUUGCUCUUCCGAUAUUGCACGCACUCUUAGAAGCACCACAGCCGACCCAUUUUUUUGCUUGUGUAUUGUCUCCCACAAGGGAGCUUGCUAUACAAAUUUCUGAACAGUUUGAAGCUUUAGGAACUGAAAUUGGUGUCAAAUGUGCUGCGAUUGUUGGAGGCAUUGACAUGGUACAACAAUCCCUCAAGCUAGCAAAGAAGCCUCAUAUUAUUGUAAGUAUUACCACUGCUGUAGGCAUGCUUUGAUUUCAUUUGUUCCUUGUACAUCAAGAACAUUAGGGCAAUAGGUG